Messenger RNA from Phialemonium atrogriseum, 1943 nucleotides. Its product is annotated as putative periodic tryptophan protein 1 protein. The transcript is spliced from 2 exons. The record is from RefSeq and is a predicted model, not a curated record. NCBI's taxonomy places the organism in Eukaryota, Fungi, Ascomycota, Sordariomycetes, Cephalothecales, Cephalothecaceae. Bases 111 to 1772 code for a protein of 553 amino acids. Gene Ontology annotation, molecular function: protein binding. Gene Ontology annotation, cellular component: nucleus. Gene Ontology annotation, biological process: rRNA processing.
CAUCCGUACUUUUGGUGGAAUUUUUCGUGAUGCACAAGAGGAUGGGCAGCUAGCUAGCAUACACCGAGAAAAGGGCAUUUUAGACGUACCUUUCACUGAGUGCUUCAGCCAUGUCUAUGAUCACGACAACCGCGUGGGUGCCGCGUGGCUUUGCGGCGCCCUUCCCGACAAAGUACACUUUCGACGAGGAAGAGUUUGAGCGUAUCGCCAAAUUGGCGAAGCUCCAGCUUGACGAUGCCAAGGAGGACCUAGAAGAGGCCCAGGAGGAAGCACAGGAGGGGGCCAAGGAAGAGGCCCAGGAGGAGGGCGGAUCAGCGCCGACUGAAACAAAACGGAAAAAGGGCAAGAAGGCAAAGAAGAACAAAAUUUCUGUUGAUGACGACGACUUGAAGGAGUACGAUCUCGAACACUAUGACGAUGAUGACGAGGAAGGUGUCGAAGGCCAAGAGAUGGCCAUGUUUGGGAACGUCAAGUCAUUGGCAUACUACGAGUCAAAUAAGGAUGACCCGUACAUUACCUUGCAGGGGGAGGAGGAGGACGAAGAUCGCGAGGACUUGCAAAUAUUGGCGACGGACAAUCUUCUGCUGGCGGCCAAGAUCGAGGACGAAUUGGCGCAUCUCGAGGUCUACGUCUACGAAGAUGAAGCCGACAAUCUCUAUGUCCACCACGACAUUAUGCUCCCCGCGAUACCUCUCUGCGUCGAAUGGCUGAACAUACCAGUAGGAGAAAAGCCGGGGUACGGAAAGGACUCGAUAGCAAAUUUCGUGGCCAUCGGAAGUUUCGACCCGGACAUCGAGAUCUGGGACUUGGACACGGUCGACUGCAUGUACCCGAAUGCCAUUCUGGGCCAAGGAGGCAAUGCGGACGAGGACAAGAAGAAAAAGAAGAAGAAGAAGUCGAAGAAGGCAAACGACGAGUACCAUGUCGACGCAGUGCUCUCCCUGGCCGCUAAUAGGAAACACCGAAAUCUCCUGGCAUCGGCGUCGGCGGACAAGACGGUCAAGCUCUGGGAUCUGCACACGACCAAGUGCGCCAAGUCAUACACGUACCAUACCGACAAGGUCUGCUCUCUCGCAUGGCAUGCGGUCGAGUCGACGGUGCUUCUAAGCGGCAGCUACGACCGCACCGUUGCAGCGGCCGACAUGCGGGCGCCAGAUGCCCAGCCCACAAGAGUAGGUGUCGAGAGCGACGUGGAGAACGUGCGGUGGGACCCGCACGACCCCAACUACUUCUUCGUGUCUACCGAGAACGGACUCAUUCACUACUACGACAUCCGCACCGCGUCGACCGAUCCCGCGAGCAGCAAGUCGGUGUGGAAGCUUCAUGCGCACGACGAGUCCGUCUCGUCCUUCGAUCUCAACUCGGUCAUCCCGGGCUUCAUGGCGACCGGGUCGACAGACAAGACCGUCAAGCUGUGGAACAUCGGCCCCACGGGCCCGUCAAUGGUCGUCUCGCGCGACUUCGACGUUGGCAAGGUCUUCAGCGCCACCUUCGCGCCAGAUGCGGAGGUCGCCUUCAGACUGGCGGUCGGGGGCAGCAAGGGCACUAUGACUGUGUGGGACACGAGCACCAACGCCGCCGUCCGCAAUGCAUUUGCGCAAAAGCUCCCCAGCGGGGCCGUCAGCGCUGGGGAUGGAGCGGUGGAGGACAGGCUGGUGGGGAUUGACAAUGACGAGGACAGCAGCAGCUCGGAAGGGGAGGAUGAGGACGAUGAUGAGGAUGACAACGGGGCAGCUGUGGACCAAGAAGAUGAGUCGAUGGACGAUGCCUGAGAAUAGAAGACGAGGGAGUGGACAUCUAGCAGUACUGCCUGGAUGGAGGUUUUCUAACAGAAGAACAUUUGAACAUCUGGCAAAGAACUACAAAGAUUUGCACACUAGGUGAUGACGUCGGCAUUGGCCUGUGUAGCUGUACCAUCACAGGCUUGGGCUUCAUCCAUACGG